This is a messenger RNA of Saccostrea cuccullata (small rock oyster), 1901 nucleotides long. Its product is annotated as RING1 and YY1-binding protein-like. The transcript has 4 exons. Gene Ontology annotation, molecular function: DNA binding; transcription coregulator activity. The record is from RefSeq and is a predicted model, not a curated record. Gene Ontology annotation, cellular component: nucleus. Lineage: Eukaryota; Metazoa; Mollusca; Bivalvia; Ostreida; Ostreidae. The coding region runs from base 116 to 751 and encodes 211 amino acids. Gene Ontology annotation, biological process: positive regulation of DNA-templated transcription.
UGAUUGGCUGACGUAAAUCACAUGUAAUACUUCCGCCAUAUUGUCGAGACAGAGAAGUUGAGCACUUCGUCUUAUAGGUUAACUGAUCGUGGUGCUGAGGGCGAUCUGAGCCUCCAUGGACGAGAGACGAUCGUCUGGCAGGGCAAAACGUCAAAAGCCCAUAGAUGAAGGAUCAUGGGAUUGCAGCGUGUGCACCUUUCAGAACCCCGCAGAGGCGUACAAGUGUGAAAUGUGUGAUGUGAGGAAGGGGACAUCAACAAGAAAACCCAGACUGAGUGCUCAGAUUGCUGCGCAGCAAGUCGCACAGCAAUACGUGCCCCCUCCACCUCCCCCUCCCUCAAAGAAGGAGCGGAUCCAUUAUAAAUCAGAGGAGUUCGUGAAUGAUUCCUCCUCCAACGAUAGCUGUGAUGUUAAAACUGUUAGGAAUACAAACUCUCCAAGUGUGGAAUCCCACUCUAAUAAUACCAGUAAUAAUUUCAUUAUCAAAAAGGAGAAGAAUUUCUCUCAUUCCACAAAGAAAACGCAAAGGUCGACUCCCAAAAUUGACAGAAGCAGUGCCGAGACUAUAUCUGUGACUGUUGGAAGCGUCACUGUUGCCAUUACUGACUACAAACCGAAGCUGGAGAAGAAAACGUCAUCUUCUUCAGCUGAUAUUCUUCAGAAUGUGACAUCAGACAGCAGUAACUGUUCCGUGCUUAGCGGCAUUAAUCGUCACCCCGAGGACUUUGUUGGAAACGGGAGUAAUCAUUGACACAGACUUUAACUUGUUUUUUUCAUGUCAUGUUGAUUUAUUCAAGAUAUACCCAAAUCCAACACAUGCGCACAUAUCAUAUAAAGGCACCAGGUGUUCAGGUGCUAAGAUUAGUUUUUUUUGUUUCAUCAUAAAUGCUACAUUGAGGAGUCUGUCGCCUUCGUUUGCCAACAUUGACGUAUUCCUGUCAAGAAUUAUAUUAUCUCAGCGUUUUUGUGAAUGGGUGACAAUGACUAUUCGUUAUCAAUUAAAAUCUAUGAUAAUGUUGUGGUGAGAACGUUUUAUAAUAGGUUUUUUCUGUAUGUCUUGUUUAUGCUUGUGUUUGAAACUUGGAAUCAAAGUGUAUAUUAAAGGAUGGGUUAUUUAUUUCUUUGCUAUUUGUGCAGAGCAUAAAUUAAUGUGCCAUUGCUCCUUACUGCCAAGCAUUUCUUUCUUUUCCUUUGGAUGAACAAUGUCUAUUGACCUGCAAUCAAAGUUUUAUGUUAAAAAAAUAUUAAUCAAGUUUUAAAAAGAAAAUGGCAAAAAAGAAAUAAAGAAUGAUUUAUUUGACAUUAUACUAUUUAUUAUAUAUAGAAUAUUAUAUUCUAUAAGAGAAUUCACUCACACUAAGUAAAAUUAACCAAUAACUUUUCUGUUUCCAAGGAUUUUGAAGUAUUUUGUUCAAAGAGUUGUAAAAUGUAUGACUGUGUGUCAGUGAAAGCUUUAAAUAUGCAUUUUAUUUAUAAAUAUAUAAAUAAAUAUAUAAAUAAAACGUGCAUUUGAAUCACUGUACUUUACCUAGUUUGAAACAGUUCAUGGAACUAAUGCUUUUUGGUUGUCUUUUCACUGGUUGAUUUAAUUGUAUUUCUUUUCUAGCUUUGUUGACUGAGUGAGUGCAUAGAAAAUGAGAGUAUUCAAUGUGAAUGAGACCAUUAGAUGUAGAGUCUGCCAUACUCAAUUUUGUUCUCGAAGGAUAUAUACCUAUAUAAAGAAUGAAUGAACAUUUGUUGUGUCUUGUUUUAUGAUUGAAUAUACUAUUACUAGUAUACUAGUAUUAUCAAUUUUUUUUAUACAUGUAAGUUUAAGGAUAUGUCAUGAUUUUCGGGGCUUUAUGUAUAUUAGCCAAGGAGAAAAAUUGUUAAAUCCAGUAAAUAAAAGUCUUUAUAAUUUA